AUGCAACAAGCACCUCCAUCUUAUUCUCAAACUAGAUUCAACAAUUCUACAGAAUCUUUAGAUAGUCCUCCAACUUAUUCCUUAAAUCUAGAUGAUAUAACUUUGCCUUGGAAAAAAGAAUCAGAAGAUGUGGAAUCUCAAUCAAAUGUUUCAUCGGGUUGGUUAAAUAACAAUUGAAAUAUUUCCUAUUCUUCUUAUUUUUCAGAUCCAUUUCCAAAUUCUCCAAAAUCAAUGUGUUGGUCAUUUCUCAUUACAUUUAUUCUAAUUUUAUUUGUUCUUCCACUUUUAGGUCUACUUUUAUUUUUAUGUAAAAAUGUUUUGAAUUAUGAUCCAAAUCAAAUAGCAAUGUAG
Molecule: messenger RNA, 351 nt
Organism: Caenorhabditis angaria
Lineage: Eukaryota; Metazoa; Nematoda; Chromadorea; Rhabditida; Rhabditidae
Source: the annotation of a GenBank genome assembly